This is a messenger RNA of Myotis davidii, 707 nucleotides long. RefSeq names its product surfeit 2 (gene SURF2). Bases 1 to 690 code for a protein of 229 amino acids. Lineage: Eukaryota; Metazoa; Chordata; Mammalia; Chiroptera; Vespertilionidae. The transcript is spliced from 5 exons. The record is from RefSeq and is a predicted model, not a curated record.
AUGCACCGCACGGGCUACUGUGACCCGGGAUACCCGGACCACACCCUGGACGCCCCCUCCCCAGGCAGCCUCUGGGGUGACAGGCUGGAGAGCAGGCCUGACUCCUUGCUGGUGAACUGUUCCUGCAAACAGCUCCCUCUGCCCCGCAGGCACCAGCUGUUCUGCAAGCUCACCCUGCGGCACAUCAACAAGGCCCCGGGGCACGUGCUGCGGCACACGCAGGGCCGGCGCUACCAGAGAGCUCUGUGUAAAUAUGCAGAGUGUCAGAAGCAGGGCGUGGAGUAUGUGCCCGCCUGCCUCUUGCACAAGAGGAGGAGGAGGGAAGACCAGAUGGACAGUGACAGGCCACCCCGCCGGAGACCAGCCUUCUGGGAGCCCGAGUCCAGCGAUGGUGACGGCACGGCCCCGAGUGACAGUGACGACAGUAUGGCAGACCUGUAUCCGCCCGAGCUGUUCACCAAAAAGGACCUGGCAGGGGCCGAGCACAGGGACAGCGCUGAUGCCUUUCUGACCGAUGAAGACGAGAGGCCAAGGCACCCGAGAGCAGAGGGCGCUGGGGACGGAGAGGGGAGGGGAGGGGCCCGGGCGCCGGCCGUCAAGCGCAGGAAGAAGCAGUCGGGCUCAUCCAAGAAGUUCAAAAGCCGGCACCGCAAGCCGAAGCGCAUCAGCUCUUCCCAGCAGGCGGGUUAAUAAACGUUUGCCGAGAC